This is a messenger RNA of Hydra vulgaris (swiftwater hydra), 627 nucleotides long. RefSeq lists its product as uncharacterized. NCBI's taxonomy places the organism in Eukaryota, Metazoa, Cnidaria, Hydrozoa, Anthoathecata, Hydridae. The record is from RefSeq and is a predicted model, not a curated record.
AUGGUAGACGCGGAGACACUUUCUCAGAAACCAGAAGUACAAGCUGGUUCCAAAGUGAAUGUUGUCAACAUUGAUGGAAAACAGAAGCGCUACUGCUCACAGAAUCUCUUUUAUCGUGUUCAUUCUUGCAAUGGUGAGAAAGUCCCAAGGUCAUGGUUGUGUUAUUCACCAGCAACAUCUUGCAUUUACUGCUUUGUAUGUAAAUUAUUUUCUGCUGAUGAUAAUUCAUUCUCAAGGAAUGGCUUUUGUGAUUGGAAAAAUGCAGCUUCACGAAUACAGUCACAUGAAAACAGCAUUGCACAUAGAAAUGCAACAAUCCCAUUCAGCCAAAGAGUACAAGUCAGAGGAUGUGUAGAUUCAGCAAUAGUUGAGCAAUACAGACAGGAAUGUGCAUAUGCAAAAUCUGUGCUAGAAAGAGUUGUCUCAGUUAUCAAAUUCUUUGCUGAAAGAGGGCUCGCAUUUAGAGGACAUACUGAAAUAUUGGGGUCAAGUUCUAAUGGCAAUUUUUUGGGAAUUUUGGAGUUGAUUGCUCAGUUUGAUCCAUUCCUCUCCAGUCUAUUGACAACCAUGGUGGUAAGGGGAAAGGCUCUGUUUCACUCCUGUCAUCAACAAUUUGUGAUGAGUUAA